GUGGGGGAAGAAAGGUGGUGCCUUUGUAUUACCCCCAACCCCACCACUCGGCAACCCAUACGUGUUAAUGUAGUGUAUAUAUAAAGACACGUGUUCCAUGAAGCAGCCUUUUGUCCCAAUGUUCUAUUUAACACCUCAGUCCUCACUCUACAGAGAAAAUGUGGAGCCAGCUCUCGAAAAACAGACUGACUCAAAAAGGGGGAAAACUUCAAGAUUAUAAUAGGAAGAAUUUAGAUUACGGCCAAAUGGUGGACAAGAAUUCGCCGGAAUGGCUUCCUCCGGGCUUUGUCGAGAAGAUAAAACACAGCUUUGGAAGAAAAAUCAAGUAUUACUGCAACUCGGCAACAGGCACGAAGUAUUACUCCAAGAAGGAUGUCCUUCGUUGUGCUGAAAGGGAAAAUGUCUGCCAUGAUACACCACAAGCAACAAGUAUCGAAGACAAUAAGCUCUCUGAUGACAAAACUGGUUCUACUGAUGGUCCACAGAUUGAACCUAAAACAACCGAUUCUCCUGAAUGGUUACCCCAUGGGUGGAUAACGGAGGAAAGAACUCGAAAGAGUGGUUCGUUAAUGGGGAAGACUUACUUGGUAUGUAAUGCAUAAAAGUAGUCAUUUUCCUUAAUCUACCUGUAGUCAUUUCUUGCAAGUUGCAUCUUUGCUUGCAAGCUAGAUUUGUACUUUAUAAGAUAUUACAAUAGCUGUGUGCUGACUGAUUACUGUUUCUAGAAGGGCAGAAUAGAAAAUCAAUCUAGAAGAUCGAGAGAUUAUCUUAUUUUAUUUUAUUUUGUUUUUUUCUAACUUUCCUUCCUUUUUCUUUUUUUCUUUUUUUAAAUUAGGAUGACUUUCCAAAGCUUCAGUGCUAAUUGUGAAGAUUAUAUUAAAUUUUAAUACAGGAAUGCUUGCUAGUGUGCCAUGUACAAAAACACGGGGGAAAAUACUAUAAUUUUUGUCUGAUAAAUACUGCCGGCUCAAUCAUGAAAGUUCUAUGGAUUAUUUGUUGGAUUGAAAACUUGAUUCUAUUUCUGGCAGUUGGCCAAUAAUGUUGAUGAAUUCUUUCGAAGUCAACUAUUUUCC
This is a messenger RNA of Olea europaea var. sylvestris, 1073 nucleotides long. RefSeq lists its product as uncharacterized. Bases 159 to 602 code for a protein of 147 amino acids. The record is from RefSeq and is a predicted model, not a curated record. The transcript is spliced from 3 exons. NCBI's taxonomy places the organism in Eukaryota, Viridiplantae, Streptophyta, Magnoliopsida, Lamiales, Oleaceae.